Messenger RNA from Silurus meridionalis, 1970 nucleotides. RefSeq lists its product as uncharacterized. Bases 436 to 1896 code for a protein of 486 amino acids. The record is from RefSeq and is a predicted model, not a curated record. The transcript has 5 exons. NCBI's taxonomy places the organism in Eukaryota, Metazoa, Chordata, Actinopteri, Siluriformes, Siluridae.
UGCUUCCGACUUUGUGGAAACAGUUUGGGGAGGAACCACAUAUGACUGGUAAAGUGCAGGAUAGGUGUUGGAACAGAACUUCAGGUGUUCAAGAUUCUGCAAAGUGAUAGCAUGGAAAUGGAGAAAAAAGAAAAAAUGAUGGAGAGGAAACUCAACGUCUGAAGUAUCUGUUUGUUUCACACUCUUGCCAUCGAUCAUCGCUUGAGCUAAUCCGCUAGCAGGAACCACAUUCAGUUUCUGGAAAUGGUUUGGAAUAUAAAUCUUGUUAGCGUAGCGUGAUGGGCUAAUGAACAUCUGAUGGGGCAGCGUUUUUGAUCCUGGCGUUUCAUCCCUCUGUGUUAGCAUAACACUUGUUCCACUGCGCUGAUGGAAUGUAGCGCCGGGGACGGACAGCAGUGAAGAUAUCUCCGAUCUUCUCUGACAUGCCUUCCAGCCAUGCGACAUCUGAGUGACAGCAUUCCCAGCGCUCCCAGCGUUCCCUGCGCCCGGAGCUGUUCCUCCGUAACCUGGUCCUUCUCUGUAAAUCAAGGAUUGCACCUUCACGUCUCGGACCAGGCUCGAGGUUCAAGUCCCAAAGCACUCAGGAAAUAUGACUUCAGAUUGCUGACUCUUUCCGCUUUUCACAGACGCGGCCUCGAGGCGUCAGGAAUGUCGGCGCCGUUGCCUCGGACGAACGGAUCGCUCGUGGCCUGUGGGAAGCGAUGUGUUCUGUCGCUGAGACGUGAGCGCAGUGGAAACAGAGAUCAAAACAAGAAAACCAAAGAAUCUGAAGUAAAGAAAGGAGCGAACGUGGCUGAGAGAAUUGUGGAUGGACACGGGGAGACGAGUGAGGAGAAGAAGAGAGCGCAGAGCGGCGUAUUGAGGAUGAGAGCCAGAGAGACGCCGGACCCUCGACCCUCCACUGCACCAGCAAACACUUGGGCGAGAUGGAGUGAUGUUAACUCACUCACACCAGGUUCUCCAGGCUGCAGGAUGUUUUGGAAAACCCCUGACACUUCAGAUGGCACCUUGACCGGAAAUCCUGUACUUCACCUCUACCUGCCGAACUCCCUGCCCCCUGACACCAGGAAAGAAGCGGAAAGACGGGAUGCUGAAACGCAGAACAGAACUCGAGGACCGACCUGCGAAAUCGGUGGCAUUACCAGAGGUACUGGACGGUGUGAUGCUUCUAAAGACAUCAUUACCACAGAAACAGGAAGCGAGCAAAAGCAUGAAACAGAAGAAGCUGACAAAGACGGCAAAAAACAAAGAGGCAGCCGGAAUGAGUUAAAUGAAAAAGACGAGAACCUGAAAGAAAAUGGUUACAACGUCGAUCAGGAUCCGAGCGAAGAACACGGUGCCGUCGAAGAGUCUGGAAAGUCAGGUGAUGCGCCUCGACUCACAGCAGCAGCACAUCUGGAUGUUUCAGAGGAACAACACAAAGCACCAAAUAUGAAGAUAAAAUCUCACAUGAGGAACAAAGAAACCAAUCGGAAGAGGAUCCCGACUCUUCCAGCUCCGGCUUCAUUGGUCCCUGGAACUCACUCUUCUCACUUGCCAUCGAUCUUGUCGUUUUACGGCUCCUCUAUUGGCCGUUGCGUCAGAACGCCCCGCCCUCCGGAACGCCGCCGAGCCAAAGCGCAGCACGAUCCAGUUGAUAAAAAAGCUGUAAAACCUGCGACUGAAACACCCCCGAGCUUAGACAGGAGAGGAAAUCAGAACAUCUUGAAAACAGAACCCAGAGGAACAACUGCUCCACGCCCCAAAAUAACGAUCUCGGAGUGGUGCUGUGAGCCUCUGCUAUCUCGUAAAACCAAAACCACCAAGACGUUCGUGUGGGGGCCCCGAGGCCCUCAGGAGACCAAGAGUGUGUGUGAGCUGCAUACACGAAGCAACAGGUGGAGGGGUUCGGACUGACAUGGUGGUCUGGAUGAACACGGCGUGUUGUGUCAUCCUAAUUAUCGUGUUCCUGUCUGUUAGUGUGUUUACUG